AUAUUUAUAACUAGUGAAAGCAAAAAUAAUUACUGACAUCAAUAAAAAAAAACUUAAAAAUAUAACUUUUUUUAACCAAAAGAAAAAUUAUAUAAACUUUUAAAAUGUUUGCGCUGUUAAAAAUUAUUCAACCUUUAAGGAUUAUAAGAGAAAUGCACAUCAAACGAGUGGAUUUAUACCGGAAAUGCUGUCAAAUAUUGGGUGUGGAGGAGUCUGCUGAUCAAAAUACCAUACGUAAAGCUUAUAUAGAAUUGGUAAAGAAAGUACACCCCGAUUCUGGUUUACCGGAAGCUUGUGCCGAACGUUUCCAAGAAGUGGAUGAGGCUUUUAAAUUGCUACAAGAGAAAUUUGCCAAAAAUCGUCGUGGUAUUUAUGAAGAUGAAGAAGAAGAGGUACCGGAUAUCCGUCACACUGCGCCCCAGCAUAGGCAAUAUUUAAGUUUUGAUGGUGUGGGCGUGGGUAAUCCCUUUCAGCGACAAAAACAAUACCAACAAAUUAAGGCCAUGAAGGCCCAGGAAAGGGUGUUAAAGCAUCGCAUCGAUAAGUCCCAGGCGGGAGAAAAAACCGUUAUGAAAAAGGGCACAUUUUUCAAAAAUCAUGCUAUUAAAACCAAAUAUGGCUUUGAUCGUUUGGUAGAGGAUUACAUACAAGAAGCCAUGUCCAAGGGAGAUUUUAAUAAUCUAAGUGGAGCAGGCAAACCUUUAACAUUGGCUCAACAGCAAAAUCCCUAUUUAGAUUUUACCACUCACAAAUUAAAUAAGAUAUUAAUAGAUAAUGGUUUUACACCCGAAUGGAUUACUUUGCAACGUGAUAUACGUGAAGCAUUACAACAGCUAAAGAAAACUUUAGCCGCUGAACGCAGCUACUUUGGUGAACAUCCUUUGAGUGAUGCGGAAACACAAAAAUGGCAAAAUCUACUAAGAAAAUAUGAAUACGAAGUGCAGCAAAUUAAUAAAAAUAUCGAUAAGUACAAUUUGAUAGUGCCCAUAUUGGAAAAUCAAUUUUUCCGUGUUAAUUUACAAACCAUAGGCGAAAAGAUCUUAAAAGAUCCCGAUAUAGCUAGAAAUCAAAAAAGACCUGAAAUGUCAUUGGAAAAAGCGAGCUCCUCAACACAACAGGGUAAAAGUGAUUUGUUAUCAUUGCUGGGCUCCUGGUUUUAAUAAUUGUUGAUGAAUUUUUAGUUUUAUUACUCACUUGUGAUAUGUUUUUGUUUUUAUUUAGAGAAAUAAAUAUUUUUGGUUAGUUUUAUUAACUUGCA
This is a messenger RNA of Lucilia cuprina (Australian sheep blowfly), 1258 nucleotides long. Its product is annotated as dnaJ homolog subfamily C member 28. The coding region runs from base 105 to 1160 and encodes 351 amino acids. The transcript is spliced from 2 exons. The record is from RefSeq and is a predicted model, not a curated record. NCBI's taxonomy places the organism in Eukaryota, Metazoa, Arthropoda, Insecta, Diptera, Calliphoridae.